UUAUGGCAAUAAAAUCUCACACCAUUUUCAUCCCUCACUUUCCUGUAAAAGUUUCACUAUUUAUUAUAUCCACGCUUCGGUUUUCUCCUCAUCUGGAUCCCUAUUCUUUUCAACUAAACCCUAAUUUCAUCGAGACUCUGAUCUUGAUCUCGCCCCUACCUGAUCUAAAAUCAAGCAACUUUCAGAUCACUUUUCCUGCUAGCCAGGAACAGAAAUGUCUUUUCCGCGUAAUUUCCCCUCACAUGGAGGCACUACCAAUGAUGACUAUCGGUCCUCCUUCCAUAGGAACAACUUUGGCAACAACAACAGGAACAGAACCAGGAACUAUUAUAACAACAGAAAUUAUAGCAAUAUCAGUGACUUCUCUGGGAAAAUUUGGCAGCAUAAUGACAAUUUCAGCCAUGCUAAGCCUGAUAAUUUCAGCCAUGCUAAGCCUGAUAAUUUCAGUCAUGCUAAUCCUAUUGGUGUAGGAUUGCCAUCUUUGAAAAGGAGAAAACUCUCAGCUUGUACUUGGGGAGGCAGUGGGAGACAGUAUGUGCCACCUGCGGCAUAUAACUUGGCCCCUCCAACCUGCAAUUAUGCAGUCUCUCUGACAAGAUCCCAUGCAGGGGCCUCUAUGUCCAGUAGCUGUAAACGUGACUGCUCACAAUUGGAAGAUGAUGAACCUGUCUUCAUGUCAAGGGAUGAGAUUGAGAGGUACUCCCCAUCAAGAAAAGAUGGUAUUGAUGCUCUUCGUGAAGCUCAUUUGCGGUACUCAUACUGCACUUUCCUUCAUAAUCUUGGACUGCGACUCGAGCUGCCCCAAACCACUAUUGGUACUGCUACGGUUCUGUGCCACCGGUUUUUUUCUCGACAAUCACAUGCUUCUUAUGAUAGAUUUUUGAUUGCUACUGCUGCUCUUUUUCUUGCUGCAAAGUCUGAGGAGACUCCAUGCCCUUUGAACAAUGUGCUGAGAGUAUCUUGUGAAAUUACCCAUAAGCAGGAUUUUUCUUUCUUGUCCUAUCUGCUUCCUGCUGACUGGUUUGAGCUGUAUCGGGAACGAGUGAUUGAGGCUGAGAAUAUGAUACUGACUACUCUAAAUUUUGAGCUAAAUGUGCAACAUCCAUAUGCUCCACUUACAUCCGUUCUUAACAAACUAGGUCUUUCGCAAACUGUUUUGGUCAAUCUGGCAUUAAACUUGGUCAGUGAAGGUUUAGCUGAAAAAAUAGUGUAGGAAACAGAAUUUUGACCGUGGGUCCUAGAAGAAGCUCAGCCAUGUUGCAGACUUUUUGAGGUUCUGGUGGUUGUUCUGGCUGACAAGAUGGCUACACCGGUUUUCUUCCCUUUCUUGGGACGGUUCAAAAUUGAGUUUUUUUUUUUUUUUUGUGUCAAUAAUUUCUUUGAGCAACUACUCUGUAGUUAUUCUGGUAUGGGAUAUUGAUACUUUUGACAUGCAUAUAAUUGCAGGAUCUGCACAAGAUUAGCGUGCUCGCAUGUAUGAUUUUCUUAGCUGGCCGGUUGACAUGCUGUUCAUGGAAAGUUUUGUUUUACAUCUGAAGUUGAACUGCUGAUGGGUGUUGAUGACUUCCAUCACGAAAACACCCCAUGAACUUGGUCAUUGGCUAUUAAAGAUAGCCACAGGACCUCCAAAGUCAGUUUGCUGUACUACUUUAAAUUGUUUUAGUCCUCCCAAACUUCCUUUGAAUCUGUUUGGAAUGGGUCCUCUAGACUUACACAAACUUAUGAUUUGUGAGAUAUGGCAAGUUGCACUUGCUGUCAAUUUGCUGACCUGGGGGUCAACCAUUGACUAGGCAAGGAUUUGCUUACCUUUUUGGAGAGUAUUCUUUUUCUUUGUUGCCUAUGAGUGUUCUUACCAGCUGGGUGAGAGUAUUUUCAGUUAGCUAGGGGAUUUUUGGGUUUAGCAGACAAGUUACCAAGUUGUUUUUGUCUGCUGUGAAAGUUUGAAACAUUGAUUUAAGUUUGCCUUUUUUCUCCAACUAGUUUUGAUUUUUUUUUAAAAACUCAUCUCAUGCAUUAUUUUUAACCCCUAUCAUUUUGUACCGUAAAUGAUCUUCUCUAAAAAUAAAUGAACAUAAAUUUGAUUUUAGUUUCAUCCAAGUAUUAUCAAGUGAAAACCUGCUAUGGUUUCGGUUCAAGUAGAAGUCUUACAUCUGAUGUAUUUUUUCACCUGGUUGUUUGGUGUUCUGAGCUGACUUGUUUCCUAUUGUUUUAAGUACUCUUGCUGAUGAAAAAAGUGGCAGACACCAGAAUAUGCUUUAGUACCACUCACUUAGGAUGGAUAGGUGCUUACCAAUUAAAAAAAAAAAAAACUUGGUAUGUAUAGGUACUGAAAGGAUUAGCCAAUGCAAUAGGCAUGAAAAGGGAAAUUGGAAUGAAAACUGCUUAAAAUAAUUGAAUUUGAUGUGUGGCAAGCCUUACCUUCUUCUGUAUUUAUUACAUUAAUAAUUUUUUUUUAGUUCGUGUAAUAUCAUAGAUUGAGUAUUGGAAGGUGGUAAAUGAGCUUUCACAUUGCUUGGAUUGGAGAAGUUCUUGCUAUAUAUAAUGAUUCCAAUGGGCUUCAAUCUCUUCUCUCCUUUUUGUUUUUCUUCUUCCUUCUUUUUUCUUCUUUUGUUCUUCUCCCAAGCCACAUCUGUAUGAACGAAAGAAGAAGAGGAGGAAGAAGAAAAUAAGAAAAAUGAAAAAGAUUGGAGCGGCGACUGAAAGAAGAAGAAAACAAGAAGAAAAGAGGGAAAAAAAAAAAAAGAAUGAAAGAAAAGAAAGAAGAAAAGAAGCGAGUGAAAGAAAAGAAGAAGAAAAGAAGGCACUAGAAAGUGUGGGGGGUGGCAGUAAGCGAUUAGGGUUUAGAACAAGGACAAUGCUAGGGUGACUACCAAAUGUGCACACUAGUAUAAAUGGGUUUUUUUAAUUUUUCUUUAAGCAUUUUUUAAAAUCAUUAACCAUUAAGAAAAAAAAAAUCACUAAUAGUCACUUCCUUAAUCAUUGAGAAUUUUUUUAAAAUAAAAGAAAAAUAAAAAUAUAUGAGUGGGCAUAUUUGGUAGUCAUACUAUCAUAUUCCUUGGAACAAAUAUGUAUAAAUAUGUAGGGUUAUAUGGGCGAGCGGGUGGGUUUUUAACCUGCCAGCCACCCGUCUGUUUUAAGUAAUGUUAUGAAUCUGUUCACCCGAGGGCGGGCGGAAAAUCUGCCUUUACACCUAUGGGUGGGUGGACUGUGGGACGCACCCGAUGUUUAGCCCGAACUAUAUCUAAAGAACAUGUUACAUACACUCAAUGUCCAUGAUUAUAUAUGAUAUCUUAAUGCUAAAAUAUCAAUGAAAAAUAUGUAAGAUAUUAGAUAAUACCAAUCAUCUCAUGUUGCUAAACUAUACUUUUCUAAUUCUCAGAAAUUUUAUGAUAAAUUUGUAUCAUUAUUGUCAUAUUUUUAUUUGAUAAUGUUGUUAUUCUAUUACUGCUGCCUUUUUUGUGGCUAUUUUACUUUAUGGGGAAUCAUUUUUUAUAAAUGACUCGAUAAGUUUUUGAAGUUGUCAAUAUUGGAAAUUAAAUAAAUAAUGCUGUUUUUGGAUAUAUUGCUAACAUUAUUAUUAAUGUGCUCUUGAUGUUUUGGACUCGCAAAAACAUAUGUUUUUUUAAUAUAUUUUUAAGUGUUAUAACGAUUUCAAUUAUUGACACUGUAACCCCUAGGAUUGGCUCAAGUGGUAAAGGCCUUGGUCUUGGUGCUAUGCUCCCUUUAGGUCUAAGGCUCAAAUCUUCUUGGGUGCAAACGAUUUCUAGGGGACAUCGGACUAGGGGAGCUUCCCCUUGAAUUAUCCAAGGUGCACUUGCGGGAAGCUGUUGAGGGCCUGUGCACCUCUGGGAUUAGUCGGGACUUUCUUCUUGAACAUCCGGUGCCAAUAAAAGAAGGAAAAAAAAAAAACAUAAUUGAUACUGUUAUUAUUGUUGUUAUUAUUGCUAUUUUAUGCUAUUACUGUUGUUAUUACUAUUAUAAUUAUGACUAUUAGUACAAAAUAAUUGAGGAAAAUUACACUGUCCAUUCUCUGACUAACAUACAUUUUACAAUGUGCAUCCAAAAGUGUCAAAAUAGAUACAUUAACUAAAAGUUAGAAUGUGCAUCCUUGAUUUCUCUCUGACCAUAAGAUCGAUUCUCGUAACCUAAAUUUCAUCACUUUUAAUGGUUGGACAAGGAUGAUAUUUGACAGUGAGUGGUAGUUUUUUUGAUAGUCUGUAGUAGUUGAAGAUGCAGUUUGCCAAUUUUAGCAGUUUAGGGUGCACGUUACAAUGGUGUAUUGGUUAUAGAGGGUGGAAAGUGUUUUUUACUACUGCUGCUACUGAAAUUAUUUAAUAGUACAUUACUACCACAAUGUCACCUCCUCCUCCUUUCUUAAAAUUUCAUAUAUGUGAAGGCUUACGAUUUGAAGAAGUUGAAUGUCCUGAUAUUUAAUCAUCCAUACGUUUUUCAAACUGAGACACAAUAUGUUUAGGCUUUACUAUAAUAUGUCAAGGGAUUCUCAUUCUGACGCCCCCCUUGGGGGGGGGGGGGGGGGGGAGUUUAUCAU
Molecule: messenger RNA, 4549 nt
Organism: Carya illinoinensis
Lineage: Eukaryota; Viridiplantae; Streptophyta; Magnoliopsida; Fagales; Juglandaceae
Product: cyclin-T1-3-like
Exons: 6
Coding region: 215-1213 (332 amino acids)
Biological process (GO): regulation of transcription by RNA polymerase II; positive regulation of DNA-templated transcription, elongation
Cellular component (GO): cyclin/CDK positive transcription elongation factor complex; nucleus
Molecular function (GO): cyclin-dependent protein serine/threonine kinase activator activity
Source: RefSeq, a predicted model, not a curated record